GCAAAUAUGGAACAGUCUGUAAGACUCUGUGAUGGCUUUGGGCUGUUCCCACCUGUGUCUCCUCUCUGCAGCAGCCUUCUCCUUGUAGCAGUGUCCUCUCCACGUGGUCACUAGCCAGUUGACAGCUAGGCCUGCAGUCAGCCAGAGUACCCUGGAAGGAAUGCUGUCUCCUUGACCAGAGUGCCCAGUGAAGAAUGUGAUGGGAUCAGUAGCAUGUCUGCGGAGAGCGGCCCUGGGACGAGAUUGAGAAAUCUGCCAGUAAUGGGGGAUGGACUAGAAACUACCCAAAUGUCUACAACGCAGGCCCAGGCCCAACCCCAGCAAGCCAACGCAGCCAGCACCAACCCCCCGCCCCCAGAGACCUCCAACCCCAACAAGCCCAAGAGGCAGACGAACCAACUGCAAUAUCUGCUCAAAGUGGUGCUCAAGACACUAUGGAAACACCAGUUUGCGUGGCCUUUCCAGCAGCCUGUGGAUGCCGUCAAGCUAAACCUCCCUGAUUACUAUAAAAUCAUUAAAACACCUAUGGAUAUGGGAACAAUAAAGAAGCGCUUGGAAAACAACUAUUACUGGAAUGCUCAGGAAUGUAUCCAGGACUUCAACACUAUGUUUACAAAUUGUUACAUCUACAACAAGCCUGGAGAUGACAUAGUCUUAAUGGCAGAAGCUCUGGAGAAGCUCUUCUUGCAGAAAAUCAAUGAACUGCCCACUGAAGAAACCGAGAUCAUGAUAGUCCAGGCAAAAGGAAGAGGACGUGGGAGGAAAGAAGCAGGGACGGCAAAACCUGGCGUCUCUACGGUACCAAACACAACGCAGGCAUCGACUCCUCCGCAGACCCAGACCCCCCAGCAGAACCCUCCGCCCGUGCAGGCCACACCUCACCCCUUCCCCGCGGUCACCCCAGACCUCAUCGUCCAGACCCCCGUCAUGACAGUGGUGCCUCCCCAGCCACUGCAGACACCCCCACCGGUGCCCCCGCAGCCACCACCCCCACCCGCGCCAAACCCCCAGCCUGUGCAGAGCCACCCGCCCAUCAUCGCGACCACCCCACAGCCUGUGAAGACAAAGAAGGGAGUUAAGAGGAAAGCGGAUACCACCACCCCCACCACCAUCGACCCCAUUCAUGAACCACCAUCACUACCCCCGGAGCCUAAGACCACCAAGCUGGGCCCCCGGCGGGAGAGUAGCCGGCCUGUGAAGCCCCCCAAAAAGGAUGUGCCCGACUCACAGCAGCACCCUGUGCCGGAUAAGAGCAGCAAGGUCUCGGAGCAGCUGAAGUGCUGCAGUGGUAUUCUCAAGGAGAUGUUUGCCAAGAAGCACGCAGCUUAUGCCUGGCCGUUCUACAAGCCCGUGGAUGUGGAGGCGCUGGGUCUGCACGACUACUGUGACAUCAUCAAGCACCCCAUGGACAUGAGCACAAUCAAGUCUAAACUGGAGGCCCGUGAGUACCGUGAUGCUCAGGAAUUUGGUGCUGAUGUCCGAUUGAUGUUCUCCAACUGCUACAAGUACAACCCUCCUGACCAUGAGGUGGUGGCCAUGGCCCGCAAGCUCCAGGUGAGGUGCUGGGGAAGCUCUGAGCACAACAUCUGUGGUAGGCAGGCUAGGGUCCUGGGUGGACCAGGCCUCUUUGGUAUGAUGCUGUGUUGUUUUGAAGAUGGGCUCAAGUCAGGAUAACGUGCCAUUUUACAUUGAGAUUAUUUCAUUAUAAUUAAAGCAGAGUGGUUAGUUUGGGUCUUGGGUACUUGGGGUUUUGUUCUGGGGGAUCCCACUGAAAGCCCCCUGCCCAGUAACUGCAUUUGGUUGCCAUUGGCCAAGAAGGGUGCAUGUGCUGUGGAUGGCCCAAUAUGUUCUCCAAAACAGACCUGUCUCACGUUGGUGGAUGACACUGUUGUAAAGCAGAUACUUUGACACAGUUGUGAGCUGAAGUAACUGUUUGCCUGUGGGCAUUUGUUCACCAGAGCCUUGAAAUCUUUUGCCUUCUAGCUUCUGGGUAGUUGUUUCUAGGCAUUCUGUGAGGCCACAUCUCCCUCAUGGAUUCCGUUGGGGAUUGUGGCCCCUUCAGGUUGAUCUGGACGGUGCACA
This is a messenger RNA of Leptonychotes weddellii (Weddell seal), 2082 nucleotides long. Lineage: Eukaryota; Metazoa; Chordata; Mammalia; Carnivora; Phocidae. The record is from RefSeq and is a predicted model, not a curated record.